Planococcus citri (citrus mealybug) is the source of this 1613-nucleotide messenger RNA. RefSeq lists its product as uncharacterized. The record is from RefSeq and is a predicted model, not a curated record. NCBI's taxonomy places the organism in Eukaryota, Metazoa, Arthropoda, Insecta, Hemiptera, Pseudococcidae. The coding region runs from base 444 to 1613 and encodes 389 amino acids. The transcript is spliced from 12 exons.
AAUUCUAAUUGCAGCUUUGAAAAUGAACGAAUCUUCGUUUUUUGAAAUUGAAAUAUCAUUUAGAUACCUAGUAGAUAUCUAUGCCUAUACCUACCUACACUUACGUUGGCAUCGAGCUGUGUCAUAAAGCAAUUCAGGUAAGCAAAUUAUUAUCAUGAAAAUAUGUACAAGGAACUAUGGUACCUACGUAAGAAGUCGAACCAUCUGUGGAAACAUGAAUCACUACGACUUAGUAGUUGAUGUCAUAGUUAUUCCAUAAGAAAUCAAUUUUAAAACGAUUCUACGAGUAAGAUAUGUAGAAUUUGAUUUUUUUAAAACACCUGUAUCAACAAAAAUAUGAUUUUUUCGAACCUACCUAUGCGUAGAAUAUUGGAAUUUUAUGUAUCGGAGUCAUUCUCUGAUAGGUCUUGCGUUUCAAAACGACGUUGAAAUUGACGUGAAAAAUGAUUUCGCACGCUAAAGUUUUUGUUUUUUCCACAAUAGCUAUAGGUUUUGUUUUGAUGUUUUGUAAAGCCAACAUACUUAUAAGCAGCGAAACAUCAGCAGAAGAAAAAUACCGUAUGGAUUGGAUGGUAUUCCAGCACGUAGACAGAUUUCAUAGUUUUUACAGAAGGACGGAAGCCUGGGAAACGUUCGAAGAAAUGAAUGAACAUGUGAACAGUGAUUUCGAUUUCUUCAACACCGAUGACAACGUCAAAGAAUUGAGACAUUACAUGAAUUUUAUUGCAACUAGCGGAGUUCUUUUGAAUAAUAAUUUAUCAGUAUCGUAUUCUAUAUUAUACACGAAAUACGUAGCAACGUUUUAUGCUAUAAAUUUGCUCAAUAUUUAUAAAAUGAAGAGGAAAGAAUUCGAAUCCUGGAAUACUGACAAGUCGGUAAAUAAAAUAUUAAAAAAACAUGAGAAACAACACCUCAACGUAUAUUUGAAAAUUGGCCAGUAUUUAGCAUGGUAUGCUCACAUAGGAAAUGAUUUUCUACAAAAAAUAAUACACGAUACUUUGUCGGAAAAACCUAAUCAGUGUGGAGUGGAGGAGUACACCCAGUUUAAGGACUCAUAUAAUCGGUUUUACAAUAAAAUCAACGAAACAAUUUUCAAAACGAUGAAAUCUUAUAUUGACGACGAAAAAUCUCCAGACAUUGAUUUGAAUACUGUUUGGAAAAAUAUAUACAAAGAAUCUGCUGAAGAUAUCCAAAUAAUCAAUCGAUAUUUUACCGCGGUAUUAUUCGGAAAUUCACAAAAUAAAAUCACAGAAAAAGACUUUUUGGAAACUGUACAAAAGGAAUCUUUCAUGGCUAAAUUUGUCAGCGAUUUAUCGAUCAUGAAAGGACGCGAUAUCGAAGAAACUUAUGCCAAUUUUGAUAAUGAUGAUAGAAAAGAGAGUUAUGAAACUAAUGUAAUCAAUGUGAUGAUGGUGAUAGAAAGGAAUGAGAUGAUAAAAUCAAUGAAAAAGGAUUUUGACGAGCAAAUGAUUCUCAAUCAAAAACCUGGUCAAUAUGUUGUAUUAGAGCCAUUGCCUCUAGAAGAAGUGUACACUUGUCUACGAUUUAAACAUAAACAACCCGAAAAAUUAUUAUCGCCGAAGAAAGAAGAUUCUGCAACAAGCAGUACCUAA